UGCAAAGCUAACUGUCCACCACUUAGUUAGCUUACUUGUCCACCUCGAGAUUUAGCAAUUUACUAAACACAAGUGUGGAAAUUGAUAUAGAAUAACUCAAAGGAUAUGUUCCCACUGAAUUAAAACACACGCCUCACACAGAGACGUUGCUCUGCAACACAGGGUGCUCGAGCAGCAAUGUCAGGGAUUAAAAGGAAAAUAGAAGACAAUGACCCAGAUUAUGAUGACAUUUCGCUGUUCCAAAACAGUAAGAGAAACAAAGCAGUUGAACAUAAUGCCCGAGAAGCAGCGGUACAGAAGAUUGAAACCAUCAUCAGAGAGCAGUUUUCUUUAGAGAUGAAGAACAAAGAGCAUGAGAUAGAUGUGAUAAGCCAGCGACUCAAUGAAGCCAGGAGGAUGAUGGACAAGCUAAGGGCAUGCAUAGUGGCCAAUUACUAUGCCAGCGCUGGAAUAAUAAAGCACCCAGAGCAUGCUUCUAAGAGUGACCCUGCCAUGCUGAACCAUCCAGCCAUCCGCCGGUUCCUAGAGUCCCCAUCCCGGUCCUCUUCCCCUCUCAAUCAGGGCUCUGAGACUCAGUCUCUGGCCCAGUCAGAGUCCGAGUCCCUCUCACAUCAAGGAGAGGGAGCUGAGAGGGAAGGAGAGGGAGCAUGGAGAGAGGACGGCAGCAGGCAGGACCGCAGACCAGGGCGCAAUACCGGCAAGGACACAUUUGGUGUGCCAUUGUCUUCAGGAGCAGAGCAGAGGGUUACAUACCACCCUACCGGAAAUGAAGCCUCAAGACUGUAUGCAAAAAAGACAAUUGUUGUGGGGAAUGUUUCCAGGUACAUUCCCCCAGAUAAGCGGGAAGAAAAUGACCAGUCGACCCACAAGUGGAUGGUGUACGUCAGAGGCUCCAGGAGGGAACCCAGCAUCGACCACUUUGUAAAGAAAGUCUGGUUCUUCUUGCAUCCCAGCUACAAACCCAACGACCUAGUGGAAGUCAGUGAGGCUCCCUUUCAUUUAACACGUCGCGGCUGGGGGGAGUUUCCUGUGAGGAUCCAGAUCCACUUCAAUGACCCGCGCAACAAACGUAUCGACAUCAUCCACCAGCUAAAGCUGGACAGAACAUACACUGGGCUGCAGACACUCGGAGCAGAGACUGUGGUUGAUGUGGAGCUCCAUAGGAACUCUCUUGGGGAGGACUUCAUCCCUCAGCCCUCUUCCUCCAAGGUGACUCACAGAGCAGCCAGCCCCCCAAUGGGCGCCUCCCUGCCCCAGAGUUAUGGACGCUCCAGUUCUCCAGUCCCACACGAUCCCAGUGUGGAUAAAGGUUUCAUCAAAGCGGAGAUGGGCAGGUCUGCAGGCGGCCAUAGCUCCGGCCUCACCGCUGGUGAACGCACCCCAACCCGACCCAAAGUUGCAGACAGGAUCACUCUGGGUACCCAUGGCAACUCUGCCUUCCAGCCCAUCACUGCCAGCUGUAAGAUUGUCCCUCAAGGACAGACGCCAAGCCCUGCUGAGUCUCCGGGGAAAUCGUUCCAACCAAUCACCAUGAGCUGUAAAAUAGUUUCAGGUUCUCCCAUCUCCACCCCGAGCCACUCCCCACUGCCUCGCACCCCCACCACCUCCACCCCUGUCCACAGCAAGCAGGGCUCUUCAUCAGUCCUCAAUAACCCUUACAUCAUUGUUGACAAGCCCGGCCAGGUGAUCGGCAUGGCUUCCUCAUCUGCCGCCUCCACAGGAAGCCCCUCUGCCAAACAGUCUGUGGCCCAAGGCGCUCGCUCUCCAGCCCCCAAACUUCACUCCGGCACCUUCCUCUCAUCAGGGGUGAAGGUUAUUAUUAAGCAGGAGCCAGGGGAAGUUUCGACACAGCAGCAGCAGAUGGUUUCCACAGUAACCAGCCAGCAGCAGCCUGCCGCUACAGCAGCACACCAGUUUGUCGCAGUGAAGGGAGGUCACAUGAUCUCCAUGUCGGCCCAGAAACAGACAGGAGGGACCACGGGGACCACAACUGGCAAGAUGUUAGGCAUCCCAGUUAGCUCUACGCUCCAGUCUGCAGUCAAACAGGUAGCUAUCAGCAGUGGACAAAUUCUGGUCGCCAAGGGCAACCCUUCUGUAUCCAAGGUGAUGGGUGGGAAGCAGGUUUUGGCUCAGGGCGUCGCUAAAGCCAUCGUCAGCGGAGCCAGUGGCCUCUCUGGACAGCAGGCGGCUGCCAAGGCGACCGGGGGGUCAAGUGGCAAGAGUGGAGUGAUGGCUACUCUUCAGCUGCCAGCCAACAACCUGGCUAAUCUGGCCAACCUGCCUCCAGGCACCAAGCUCUACCUGACCACCAACAGUAAGAACCCGUCGGGGAAGGGGAAGCUGCUCCUCAUCCCACAGGGAGCCAUCCUGCGAGCCUCCAGCGCAGGUCAGCAGUCCCAGAGCAGCUCAUCGACGGGCGCUGGGGGCUCUCAGACCUCCUCCUCCUCCUCUUCAUCAUCCAGCAGUCUGCCUUCCAACCUCUCCUACACGUCCUACAUCCUCAAACAGACCCCACAGGGCACGUUUCUGGUGGGCCAGCCAGCACAGGGUUCAGGGAAGCAGGGGGGUUCCAGUUCAGCAGGCCAUGCAGCAUCAUCUCCAGCAAAUGUUACCCAGCAGGCCAUCCGGGUGACAGCCGGACAGAAGGCUGCUAUCCUGGCUCAGGUGGUGGGCGGCUCCCAGGGUGCCCAGGUGAAGUUGUCCGACGGCUCUGUUAAGACGGUCACCGCGGCAGCAGCAGGCCACUUGUCCAAGCCCGGGACGACCACACUGAGGAUGACAGGCGGAGUCAUCACUGCCGCCUCCUCCACCCCCGGCCCCGUCAGCGCCGCAGCAGCCGGUCAACAACAGGCUGCCGAUGGCGGGAAACCUGCCUCUCAGCAUCACUCGCUCCUGGUGGCAGCCAAUCAAGCGGCAGUGAUCAAUGCAGCUAAGAGCGCCAGUGCUGCAGCAGCUGCGGCCGCUGGAGGCAGCCUAUCCAAGGCGGCCGUGGCCUCGCUGGUCAAGGGAGCCGGAAACUCUGCCACCAUGACGAAAAGUGCUGCAGGCUCAACUGGAGCUUUAGUUACUGUGGCCAAAGGCAUUACCAACAUGCCUGUGGUCAGCAUGUCCAAGGGUGCAGGGGCGGGGACUGUGGGGGGUGUGCCCAAGAGCAGCGGCAAGUCAUUGGUCAAUGCCGCCUCGCUGGUCACCGGAAUGGCAGCAGCAGGAGGAAAGACGGGUGCUACUCUCUCAGGCAUGCUGAAGAUCCACUCAGGAGGCUCCAGCUCUCAGCAGACAGUCUUGUCCAUCCCUGCCAACCAGCUGAAGCAGCUGGGGGGGGGCGGCGGCUCUGGAGGGGUGCAGACCAUACUCAUGCCUGUUGGGAAAGACAGAGGCUCAGACAUCCACUGCAGAUUCUCCUCUCUCUCUCUCUGCGUAAUGUCUAAAGGCCCAGUCUCCACUACUCCCUCCUCCUCCUCCACCCCUGGAGCAGCUGGAGCCUCCCCAAGUCCUGGCAGACAGGCGUCCCCCUCCCUUGCCCUGCCUCUGGCACAAGUGAAGACUGAGCCCGGCGCCGGCACAGCUGUCACAGCUGCUCCGUCUCCCCCGGCGACCGCUCCUGUCCCCACCUCUGCAGCUACGAUAGUCAAACAGGAGCAAGGGGCGGAUACCUCUGCUCACGAACUCAUCAACACUGAGCACAUAGAGACCCUGAUGCAGCUGCUGACAGCCGUGGUGAAGAAGUUCCCUCUUAUAGUGCCCGAUAAGAGCGAAGACUCCCAUCCAUUCUGUGCCUCCUCAACAGAACAGUAUUAUUCCUGGACUAUUGGCAAGCGCAGAGCAUCAGAGCUUCAGCGGGCGGUGGCAGUAAAGCGGCUGGUCCAGGAUGUGUUGGACCGCUCGCCCCGCCUGCAGGCCCUCACCCCCCCAAAGACCAGAGAGGUGGUGCAGUGGUGCCGGCAGAGGGGCUACACGCCGCCUGACCUCGAGCCCCAACGCAAGAACGACGACGAGUCCAUCGAGGACAUCCUCACGCAGAUAGACAACGAGCCCGAGUGCCCGACGACCCUGAGCAGCUGUGAGGAGCUGGUGCUGCGGCUGGAGCAGAUGCAGGCUCUGCUGAAGACUGAACCGGAGGAGGCAGACGACAGGAUAGUGGACAUCGUCACUGUGACCCCCCCAUGCCAGAAACUAAAGGUCAAAGAAGAGGAGCAAGAGGCUGAUGCUGAGCCCAAGUUCUUCCUGGGGCCAUGCAUGUCUGCUCAGUUUGUCAGUGACACAGCACAGCAGAUUGGGGUGAACUUCCAGCCAGUCGAGGUGGAGAAGAAUGUGUAUGCUCCAGUUGUUGAAGCCAUGAUUCUGAAGGCUACUGAACAGUUUGCCAGUGACAUCCUGAGAGAAGCUCUGGCUGGGGCGUACGCCAAAUCCCCUCAGAACAGGGCUCCGAGAGAGAUCACAGCCAUGAACAUCCACCAGGCGGUCAGUAGCGUCCCCACCUGUGACUUCCUCACCAACACACACAUGGGUUACCUGUCCAAGGACAAUUGAGGCAUAACAAGAAGACAUUGACUGGUAACCGACCCCUACAGGGAUGUGAGGACUGUUCGACCUCCUGCUUAUGACAGAGAGACUCUUUGAAGUGCGAGAACAUUCACAUCUGGAUGUAGUCCUGUUGCCUCAGGUUGCGCAGUAAUAACUAAUGUACUGUAUUCAUUAACUUAAUUAUAAAAGGGCUCAGCUUGCUCCUCACAGCAGCCGAAUAACAAUUUCUAACACUGGGUAAAUUGUAUCAUUUUAGUCCUAAUGUACCCAGAAGCAGCGUCGUGGGACCGGCGUCAUUUGAUUUUGAGAGGCUGUUGUGCGCUAGCUUACCUCAUAACAAGAUUAUUUUAAUGAUGAAGGGUUUCCUACUAGACAGCCACCUAGUCAGCAGGGGAAAUGAAGCCUGAGCGACUUACAAAAAAAACAAAACCUCAACAGACAGCUGUCCCGGCCCCCCCCCCCUCUUGAUUCUUCACCCUGUUCACAGGUUCAGUUAACAGCGGAGGUGAAGCACAGAUUCACAGCGGGUUGUAAACACUAAUGAACAUCUGGGUAUUAGAGUUUCUAUCAAUCAAGUUGAUAGUAAUGUCUGGUGGGCUAAACAAGGAUUUUAUUCCAAAAGUGUCGUUGCUACAGCAACUGUCUGCGAACACCCUUUGUUGUAUUUUCAGUGUCACCUGCCAGCUGAAUUCUGGCUCUUACAAUACCGCUGUUUUUAAGGGUCCACGAGAAGAGGUAACUGAUUCAUGUUUCUUAUAUUUAAGUUGCAGCGUAUUAUGAAGGGUUAUAAAAAAAAAAACUUGUCUGACUCUUAACAAGACAAAGUCUAAUGAACAAAACAUGUCAUACAUAUCUUAAUAUUUAUCUACUCCCCCUUAGAAAUAGGUUCAGUUGAAAGUGCUUUUAAGUGUUCUGGUUGGCAACCAUAAUCAUGUGAUGUACACAGUAUAUAUGACCAAUUUGAAAUAGAUGGUGUUUUCAAAUCCUGUUUUAUUUUUUUAUCCAAUAACAAUAACUGCGAACAGUAAUGCCCUAACAGUAGUGAGUGUGUGUAUGAAUAUGUGCGUAUAGUGGAUGUAGUCAUCACAAAAGUGAAUGAAUUUGAUGGUGAGUGCUCUGUGUGUGUUUUGUGGGCUGAUGUAGUGUUGGUAAAUCUGUUUGAUGUGGAGCUUUGCAUUAUGUUAAUGUGAGGAUGAUUGGAUGAGUGGAAGUGUUUGGCCUGAGUGGUUGUGAUGCCUGUGCAACCAAAUUAGUGUAGAAGGUUACCAAACGUUGUAUUUUCAUGUUUCAGUGCAAAACCAAAAAUAUAAUCAAUAUUCUUGUAAUAAAAAAGGAAAAACUCGA
Messenger RNA from Trematomus bernacchii (emerald rockcod), 5868 nucleotides. RefSeq names its product YEATS domain containing 2 (gene yeats2). Lineage: Eukaryota; Metazoa; Chordata; Actinopteri; Perciformes; Nototheniidae. Bases 178 to 4530 code for a protein of 1450 amino acids. Gene Ontology annotation, molecular function: histone binding. The record is from RefSeq and is a predicted model, not a curated record. Gene Ontology annotation, cellular component: NuA4 histone acetyltransferase complex. The transcript has 31 exons. Gene Ontology annotation, biological process: chromatin remodeling; regulation of transcription by RNA polymerase II.